Molecule: messenger RNA, 4232 nt
Organism: Falco peregrinus (peregrine falcon)
Lineage: Eukaryota; Metazoa; Chordata; Aves; Falconiformes; Falconidae
Exons: 9
Coding region: 615-3209 (864 amino acids)
Source: RefSeq, a predicted model, not a curated record
GUGCCGGAGCUGUGCGGGGCUGUGCCGGGCUGUGCGGGGCUGUGCGGUGGACGGCUCAGGCUGAGCCCACUAUCGUCUUUAGUGCCAUUUAGCGUUAAUUCCCGUGGAAUAAAUUUGACUCAGGGAAAUAACAAUUAGCACAGACACUGUACAACUUCCCAUGUUCCCACAAGUCUCAGGCUUUCAAACACAAACCCACACGCUUUGUCCCUUUGCAGUUGCUGUUACGCAUCUUGAUUAACGUCGAAGAAAUACAGGGAGGAAAAAUUAUGGGUCUUUAAGGCUGUUACAUGUCACUGGUGUUUCUGUGUUUCCUAACAAGAUUCUUCUUUUCUCCCUGCCCUGACUUUUAAAGGAGCUGAGCUAGGAAAUCUCUUGUCCAAGCCGUACCCUUCUCUGAUUUUUGUGGGAUUGCUGCUCUGCUCUGCAAACCAGAACUCCCUGGAGAAGUGUGCCUGCCUCUGCCUGUGAGCAUCCUACUCGGAGGCCUUACCUUGCUGUUGUGCAACAGCCAAGUGGUGGCAGCUUCCUUCUGUGCUCCGUUUGUGCCUGUGGAAAGAACAGACCCCCCUCUCCUCUAGAUUUGACCUGAACCAAAAAUCCCAGCCUUCUUCAUGGGAGCUAUCUGGCACGUUGGAUUGGUGGUACUUGUCUACAUCUGGUUUCCCAAGGCUGCUGCCCAGAAUCUCAUAAAAAACCCCAGGGACCAGAGAACAGAGCAUACCCUUUUAAUUAAUGAAGUCAAUGCUGACAGCCCAGGAGAGGACACUUCAGAGUUUGUGGAGCUCUAUCACACCAGUGGUCAAACAGCCCGCUUGGAUGGCUACUAUCUGGUCUUCUACAAUGGCAAUGGAAACCGAGCCUACAAAGUUUUGAACCUCCAGGGCAAAGUUACUAACAACCAAGGGCUCUUUCUCAUCGGCUCCUCUUCUGUGAACCCUGCUAUAGUUAUUCCUAAGAACACUAUCCAGAAUGGCCCUGAUGCAAUUGCUGUCUACUAUGGAAAAGGGAACUACAAGGAAGGCAUGAGUGUCACAAGUUAUGGACUGGUAGAUGCUUUGGUCCAUAAGACUAAGACAACAGACAGGGCAGAUACACUGGUCAGGGUACUGACCCCUGGCAGAGAAGCUUUCCUGGAGGAUUCCACCUUCAGGACCGUGGAUGAGUCAAUAGAAAGGUGCCAUGGAGAAGAUUCUCAGUGGAUCUUCCAAGUGGCCAUGCCCACCCCAGGCACAGACAACCACUGCAUGCUGACUUCUCAGCUGAACGCAUCUGCUGUCGUGAUCAGUGAGGUCCUUCCUGCCUCUUCUUCUGAAGAGUUUGAGUUUAUAGAGCUUCAGGGUCCGCACUCCACCCUGCUGAGGGACAUUGUUCUGGUGCUAAUCGAUGGUCGUACCAAAGACAUUUAUUUCACCAUAGACAUUCAUGGCAAAACCUCACUGGAUGGGCUAUUCCUGAUCGGUCCAGCACAAAGCACAGCCCCAGUGGAUCUGACGUUCCCGGAGAACACCAGCCGUCCUGUCCUCGGGGCUGGCCCCAGUGCCAUUGCCCUCUACAGAGGCAACAGCAGCAGUUUUGUCCCGGGGAAGGCGCUGCCGGUGGCCAGCCUGCUGGAUGCCUUUGUGUAUACGAGACACGAGGAGCCGAACCCGGAGCUGCUGGAGAUCCUGACCCCUGGCAGACCUGCCUACAAGGAAAAGCGGCACCCGCUGGGAGGUAUGUCCAUGAGCCAGUGCAGCUGCUGCUCUGUGACCCGGGACUCCUUGUCCUACAUCCCCAGCAGGCCCACCCCUGGCAAGUUCAAUGAUUGCCCCAGCAAACGCUUCAGCCAGACUCUCUCCUUCUGCCUCCAUGUAGCAGAUUGCCAGGAGUGGCUCCUGAAGUCAGAAGACAUCCUGAUGGCUCUGGUCCAGGCCCUUGAUGGAUCCUGCAGCUGUGGAGUCUCUGCUGCCCACUUCAGAGAGCCAAAGGCAGUCUGCCAGGACCUGGGACUUGUGUUCACUACACUACUGACUGCUAAGUCAGAGGACGAGCUAAGCAGCCUGCUGCUAGCCUUCAAGACCUUCCUAGAGACACCCAGACUUCUGAGUUUUGACAGAAGGAACAUCACAGCAGAAAGCUCCUGCUCCAAGGAUAUUAAUGUGCCAGACUUGCCUCCAGGUGUCCCAUCAGAGAUGCCAGAAGGGACUCAAGAGCCCUCUGUGCAAGUGGCCAAGCUACUCAUCAAUGAGGUGAACCCAGACAACCCAGGGGGAGGUGAGGAUGCAGAGUACAUUGAACUCUUCUACACUGGACGGACAUGCUUUGACCUCCAGGGAUACUGGUUGGUCCUCUACAAUGGUAAAAAUAGCCAGGCCUACCGGGUGUUGGACCUCUCUGGACACCACACAGAUGAGCGGGGUUACUUCUUGGUGGGGAGCAGCACUGUGAGGCCAGCACCCACGAUCAGGCUGCCCCCCAACACCAUCCAGAAUGGGGCGGAUGCUGUGGCUCUCUACUACAGCAACAGCACCCGCUACGUGGUGAACAUGGCUGUGACCGCAGAGGGGCUGGUGGAUGCUGUGGUGUACACAUCCCGAAAGGCAGAGAAGGCAGACCAGCUGGUCAAAGUGCUGGUACCAGGGCAGAGCAUCUUGUAUGAAAAUGAUUCUCACAGUACUGAGGACGAGUCUCUGAGCCGCUGCCACAGUUUGAGCACAAAACUCCAGAGCAGCUUCCAGGUGACUGUGGUGACGCCGCUGGGGGAAAACUUCUGCAGCAGCUCCUCGGUGCCUGUUCCUCCUGCUGUCAGCAUCAGCGAGCUGUGCCUGGCCGGCAGCUCUACCCCCUACCGCUUUGUUGAGCUGGAGGGGAAGCCUGGCAGCAGCCUGGCAGGGCUCAGCCUGGUCUUCUUCUCAGGGAAGGAGGGCAAGGCACGUGCCAGCGUCCCACUGAAGGGCACCAUCGGAGCCACGGGGCUGUUUGUGUUUGCACUGGAUGGAGAGCAUGGGCACGAUGGGACAAACCUGACUUUCAAGGACAUCUCUGCUGCUAGUGAAGCUUCCAGCGCUAUUGCUGUGUACAGCACCAGCUUGAUUCCUAGUGGCGUGAAGGCGACAUCAGAGCACUUGGUGGAUGCUUUGGUUUACAUGUGUGAGCCCAGCACAGCUGGAGGACACUUGGACUUCCUUGGACCAUCUUACACUGUGCCCUGCAAGGCUGACAGCUGAACAAUUCACUAGCACUGCGAUGGGAAGCAGACAGGAGGGUAGCACACAGCAGUGGAAAAUGUUUCCCCACCCUUGGUGUAGGGAAUUGAACUUUGUUCCUCCACUGCUCACUUCACUUGCUUCCCCCAAGGGAUAUGUAUGGCGCGACAUGAAGGAAUGCAGCCUUUACAGAUAGCUGCUGUAUAUGCUUCUUUUCAAAACUUUUUCUUUGAAAAAACCCAACCAAACAACACACCAAACAAAAAAGAAUAUCCCUGUGAGCAGCCAAACAGAACAAAACCUUACUUCCCUUUCACUCCCAGGUGGAGUCAACAACACAUAGGACCGAGCCUUCCUCUUGGUGGGAAUACUAGCAGAGUGCCUCCUGUCCACAAGAGCACGUCUGUUAAUUAAAUUUGUCAUCCUCAAGUCCUCUCCCCAGGUGUCCCAUCUGGUGUGACAACCUGGAAGUUCUGCGUUCACAGCCUCCCCUACGAGCAUGCAUGCACAGGGUGCAACCCCACGUGUGUGGUUGUCCUGGGAAACUGCGAUCUCCAGGGCAGCAGUUCAGUGGGAGAGCUCACACGGGCUGGCUCCAGGCAGCCUCUGUCAGUCCAGUCCUGAAUGACCGCAUUCAGAAAAGCUGGUCCCUCACACCGUGACCAAGUUCCUAAGCCCUGGUGUGGGGAUGGAAGCAAAUGGUUCAGUGAAAUGCAGGGGCAGGUAUUGUGUAGCUUGGAAAACUCAUUAUACUGGAGGACAAACUUAAUUUUGGGAGGCUGGGUGUAAUGAGGCAGCAAUGUUACUCCUGCAGAUACCUGUCAGACCAAUUAGGUUUGCUCUGGCCAAGCCCAGGUCGUCUCCAGGUGGUGGGGUUGGCUGGCCCCAUCUCUGUGAUGGCUCUGUGAAGGCUGAUCUCAAGCUCCAGCUCCAACAAACCCUCCGUCAGCUGCAGCAGUGUCAGGAACUGGGGCCUUGGGGGGCUUGUGGUUGGAGGUGGGAAGAAUGGUACAUGCCGUGUUGGUGAGCUCUAACCUCCUCUUC